This is a messenger RNA of Solanum stenotomum, 586 nucleotides long. Its product is annotated as fatty acyl-CoA reductase 2, chloroplastic-like. Gene Ontology annotation, molecular function: alcohol-forming very long-chain fatty acyl-CoA reductase (NADP+) activity. The transcript is spliced from 3 exons. Gene Ontology annotation, biological process: suberin biosynthetic process; long-chain fatty-acyl-CoA metabolic process. Lineage: Eukaryota; Viridiplantae; Streptophyta; Magnoliopsida; Solanales; Solanaceae. The record is from RefSeq and is a predicted model, not a curated record. Gene Ontology annotation, cellular component: intracellular membrane-bounded organelle. The annotation marks the transcript as partial.
UUCUCUCUUUAGUUUUUUUUUGCUAAUUGCCAAUAUGCUUCUCUCCAAAAAUAUUUUCUCCCUUAACACAAGGGAAUUAUCACCAACUAAAUUAUUUUCUAAAAAACAUUUUUCUUCUAGGUUUGAAUAUAGUAACAAUAUUUCAUCAUUUGAGAAUCAUAAAAUAGCUAGAACAAAAUUGUUUUGCAUGAAAUCUGAAAAUGUAGGACACUAUCAACUUGAAAUCAUGCAUGGUAAUGAUAAUGGCAUAGGGAUUGUUGAUUUUUUCGAAGGGAAAAAUAUUCUUGUCACUGGUGCUACAGGGUUCCUAGCAAAAGCUUUGAUUGAAAAAAUGUUGAGAACAACACCAAAGGUAAACAAGAUCUAUUUGCUCAUCAGGGCAAAGGAUAAGGAAGCUGCAUUUCACAGAUUAAAAGCUGAAAUUAUGGAGUCAGAAUUAUUCAAAUGCCUAGAAGAAAUGCAUGGUGAAUCCUACAAGUCAUUCAUAGAAAAUAAAUUGAUCCCUAUAGUUGGAAAUAUAUAUGAGCCAAAUCUUGGUAUGGAUAUUAUUACUAGUGACAAAAUUGCUCAAGAAAUUGAUUUGAUU